Molecule: messenger RNA, 273 nt
Organism: Rotaria sp. Silwood2
Lineage: Eukaryota; Metazoa; Rotifera; Eurotatoria; Philodinida; Philodinidae
Source: the annotation of a GenBank genome assembly
AUGAAAUUCACUGCUGAUACGAGCAAGAAUGAAUUUCAAAUAGAAUAUCCAUCGAUUGGUGGAAGCGGUGGUGAAUGGAAAUUAAUAGAACAAGACUGUGCUGCUGAUCGAUACACAUUCGAAGAAGCGAUCACGCCUCCGACUAGCAUUACACGAGAUGGUGGUAGAAUCAUUAUUACUAAAGUUACCGAUGAUCAUAUGUCAUACAGUUAUUUUCGACUACCAACAUUUGAAACGGUGACAUCAUGGUCAACAUUACGACGGGAAACAUAA